Messenger RNA from Lepus europaeus (European hare), 2048 nucleotides. RefSeq names its product death associated protein kinase 3 (gene DAPK3). Lineage: Eukaryota; Metazoa; Chordata; Mammalia; Lagomorpha; Leporidae. Gene Ontology annotation, molecular function: ATP binding; protein serine/threonine kinase activity. The transcript has 9 exons. Gene Ontology annotation, biological process: positive regulation of apoptotic process; protein phosphorylation; intracellular signal transduction. The record is from RefSeq and is a predicted model, not a curated record. Bases 105 to 1490 code for a protein of 461 amino acids. Gene Ontology annotation, cellular component: cytoplasm; nucleus.
CGCGGGGCCGGAGGAGGUGGCGGCGGCGGCGGCCAGCACGGCGGGAGAGGAGGCGGCCGCGAACUCGGGACCGUGAGGGGCCGCCGUGCAGGCGCCGCGGGCCCAUGACGGACGCGGACAACGCCAUGUCCACCUUCCGGCAGGAGGCCGUGGAGGACCACUAUGAGAUGGGGGAGGAGCUGGGCAGCGGCCAGUUCGCCAUCGUGCGCAAGUGCCGGCAGAAGGGCACGGGGAAGGAGUACGCGGCCAAGUUCAUCAAGAAGCGGCGCCUGUCGUCCAGCCGGCGCGGGGUCAGCCGCGAGGAGAUCGAGCGCGAGGUGAGCAUCCUGCGCGGCAUCCGGCACCCCAACAUCAUCACGCUGCACGACGUCUUCGAGAACCGCACGGACGUGGUGCUCAUCCUGGAGCUGGUCUCGGGCGGCGAGCUCUUCGACUUCCUGGCCGAGAAGGAGUCGCUGACGGAGGACGAGGCCACGCAGUUCCUCAAGCAGAUCCUGGACGGCGUGCACUACCUGCACUCGAAGCGCAUCGCGCACUUCGACCUCAAGCCCGAGAACAUCAUGCUGCUGGACAAGAGCGCGCCCAACCCCCGCAUCAAGCUCAUCGACUUCGGCAUCGCGCACCGGAUCGAGGCGGGCAACGAGUUUAAGAACAUCUUCGGCACCCCCGAGUUCGUGGCUCCUGAGAUCGUCAACUACGAGCCCCUGGGCCUGGAGGCGGACAUGUGGAGCAUCGGCGUCAUCACCUACAUCCUCCUCAGCGGCGCGUCCCCGUUCCUCGGGGAGACGAAGCAGGAGACCCUGACCAACAUCUCGGCCGUGAACUACGACUUCGACGAGGAGUACUUCAGCAACACCAGCGAGCUGGCCAAGGACUUCAUCCGCCGGCUGCUGGUCAAGGACCCCAAGAGGAGAAUGACCAUCGCCCAGAGCCUGGAGCACUCCUGGAUCAAGGCCAUCCGGCGGCGGAAUGUGCGUGGCGAGGACAGCGGCCGCAGGCCCGAGCGGCGGCGGCUGAGGACGGCGCGGCUGAAGGAGUACACGAUCAAGUCGCACUCCAGCAUGCCGCCCAACAACAGCUACGCGAGCUUCGAGCGCUUCUCCCGCGUGCUGGAGGAGGUGGCGGCGGCCGAGGAGGGCCUGCGCGAGCUGGCGCGCGGCCGGCGCCUGUGCCACGACGACGUGGACGCGCUGCGCGCCAUCUACGAGGAGAAGGAGGCCUGGUACCGCGAGGAGCACGCGAGCCUGGGCCAGGACCUGCGGCGCCUGCGCCAGGAGCUGCACUCGACGGCGGCGCUGCAGCGCCAGGCCCAGGAGGAGGCGCGGGGCGCGCUGCUGGGGGCCAGCGGGCUGCGGCGCCGCUUCAGCCGCCUGGAGAACCGCUACGAGGCGCUGGCCGAGCAGGUGGCGUCCGAGGUGCGCUUCGUGCAGGACCUGGUGCGCGCACUGGAGCAGGAGAAGCGGCAGGCAGGGGAGUGCAGCCUGCGCUAGCCCCCCCUGGCCCGGCCCGCGCCGCUGUGCGCCGGGGCUGCGGGGGCCCGGGCCGCCCCUCCUCGCGGCUCAGGCGGGGCUCAGCGCGCUGCACGGACAGGGUGGGGGGCGGGAGACUUGGGGAGCUCGUGAACAGUCGGGCCCCCCAUGACCCUGGGAGGAGGGGCAGGUGCUGCCCAUCGCGCGCAGUGGCGGUGGCCACGGCCCCUGCCCGUCCCCAGUGACGUCUGCGGUGCUGCUCUUGGGCCUGUCCAUGCUCGGGGCCACGUGGACGCAACCCCCAGGGCGCCACAGCAGAGGCCCGGCUCCCAUCGCUGGGAGGAAGCGGGGUCGCAGGGGCCCGGGUCCCCCAGCUGGGGCCACGCAGUACCGCCCGUCGCCGCCAGGGGCCGCCCUCCGCCUGAGCACAGGUCCGGGUGGGCGGGGGCGCGGACCCGGGCUGGGGUCCCCGCCGCGUGCCCGCCACGAGCCCCGUCGUGCCCGUGUGCAUGUACACGCCAUGUUCCUGUCAAGCUCGGAGAAAUAAAACCUGACUCUGCCGGCUCCGUCUGUGGCUCG